Empidonax traillii (willow flycatcher) is the source of this 4182-nucleotide messenger RNA. It is a transcript of the gene SMC4, whose product is annotated as structural maintenance of chromosomes 4. Gene Ontology annotation, molecular function: ATP hydrolysis activity; protein binding; ATP binding. Bases 196 to 4119 code for a protein of 1307 amino acids. Gene Ontology annotation, biological process: mitotic chromosome condensation. Gene Ontology annotation, cellular component: chromosome. The transcript is spliced from 24 exons. NCBI's taxonomy places the organism in Eukaryota, Metazoa, Chordata, Aves, Passeriformes, Tyrannidae. The record is from RefSeq and is a predicted model, not a curated record.
CUAACGAAUUUCGGUUCGAGUUCGCCGUUUCGGCGCCAUUUUCGAGUGUGGAAGCGGCCGAGCUUCCAGAGCAGCCGCGGCUGCCCGCGCCGCCGCCGCCUCGCCGGGGCCGGGAGCCGCCGGGACGAGCAGCAAAGGAGAUACCCGUCGGUAGUUUGAGUGCUUGCAGUGGAAGGGGAGCGGCCAACAGGGAUCAUGGCAAGCAAGAGCACCAAAACCUCCACAGCAGCCCGUGGGAAGGGCAGGGAGCCCUUGGACGAGUCCUGCAGUGACAUGGAAGUGGAAAAGGAAGGCAACAAGCAGCUUGACAAAGGUGCUCCUCAAGCAGUGUCAGAGGAGGUGGUGGAUACUCGAAGUUUAGAAGAGAUUUUGGGUAGCAUCCCUCCUCCCCCACCUCCAGCAAUGACCAAUGAACCCGGUGCUCCUCGGCUCAUGAUAACUCACGUUGUAAACCAGAACUUCAAAUCCUAUGCAGGGGAGAAAAUUCUGGGACCUUUUCAUAAGCGUUUCUCGUGUAUUGUCGGCCCGAACGGCAGUGGCAAAUCCAACAUCAUUGACUCCCUGCUUUUUGUCUUCGGCUACCGAGCCCAAAAAAUCCGCUCCAAAAAGCUGUCGGUGCUGAUCCACAACUCGGACGAGCACACGGACAUCCCGAGCUGCACGGUGGAGGUUCACUUCCAAAAGAUCAUUGACAAGGAAGGGGAUGAUUAUGAAGUCGUUCCUGACAGCAAAUUCUAUGUGUCUCGAACUGCCUAUAGAGACAACUCCUCUGUCUACCACAUCAACGGCAAGAAAAAGACUUACAAAGAUGUUGGAAUUCUGCUCCGGAGCCACGGCAUCGACCUGGAUCAUAACAGGUUCUUAAUUUUACAGGGGGAAGUGGAACAGAUCUCGCUGAUGAAGCCCAAGGGGCAGACGGAGCACGACGAGGGAAUGCUGGAAUAUCUGGAGGAUAUCAUCGGCUCUGGGAGGCUGAAGGAGCCCAUCCACACCCUGUGCCGCAGGGUGGAGAUGCUCAAUGAGCUCAGGGGACAGAAGUUAAAUCGAGUUAAAAUGGUGGAGAAAGAAAAGGAUGCCUUGGAAGAGGACAAGAAUCAAGCCAUUGAGUUCCUGUGUUUGGAAAACAAGAUAUUUAAAGAGAAAAAUCAUAUCUAUCAGUACUAUAUCCAUGACCUAAAGAAACGAAUAAAGGAUCUGGAAAUGCAGAAAGCAAAGAUUAAUGAAGAAACAAAAAGCAUCAAUGAGAAAAGCAGUAAACUUGCAGAGGAAACCAAAACCAAAAAUAAAGCUCUGAAAGAACUUGAAAAGAAAUUCAAUAAAAUUACAAAGUUCAUAGAGGAAAAUAAAGAAAAAUUUAAUCAGUUGGAUUUGCAGGAUGUGAGAGUGAGGGAAAAUCUAAAACAUGCCAAAGGCAAGAUGAAAAAACUGGAGAAGCAGCUUCAAAAGGACAAAGAAAAGGUAGAAGAGCUGAAGAAAGUCCCUUCCACGAGCACCAAAACCAUCGAGGAGGCAAAGGCAAAGAAGGAGCUCCUGGAAAAGGCAAAGGAGAAGGAGGAAGCCAAACUGCAGCAGGUUCUGGCCAGCCUUCAGGAUGAGACAAAGGAAAUUCGGAAGGAAAAAGAGGCCAAGGAGCAGGAGCUGAUGGAGUUCAGCAAGGAGGUGACCGAGGCCCGUUCCAACGUGGAGCUGACGCAGUCGGAGCUGGAGAUCCACCUGAGCAGGUACAACACGGCCUUGGCCCAGCUCAGCCAGGCCCAGGAGGCCCUGAGGAGCACCUCGGACACCCUGAGGGACAGGAAAGCUGCCAUCAAGGACAUCUCUGGGAAACUGCCCCGGGCUGAGCAGCAGCUCAAGGAGAAAGAGCUGGCUCUGGAGAAGCUGGGACGGGAGGAGCUGGGGGUGAAGGAUCUGGUGCGGAACCUGCGGCGAAAAGUGGAAGAAGCCAAAAGUUCUUUAGCCCAAAGUCGCAGUCGAGGAAAGGUGCUGGAGGCUCUGCUGCAGCAGAAGAAAGCUGGGAAUAUCCCUGGACUUUAUGGAAGACUGGGAGAUCUGGGAGCCAUCGACGACAAGUACGACGUGGCCAUUUCCUCAGCAUGUGGAGCCUUGGACCACAUUGUUGUGGACACCAUUGACACUGCCCAGGCCUGUGUGAACUUCCUGAAGGCAGGAAGGGUUGGAGUUGCCACCUUUAUAGCCCUGGACAAGAUGACUGUAUGGGAAAAAAAAAUAGGAAAAAUCCCAACUCCUGAAAAUACCCCCCGGCUGUUUGACCUGGUGAAGGUGGAGGACCAGAAGGUUCGCUUGGCCUUCUACUUCGCCCUGAGGGACACCCUGGUGGCCAAAAACUUGGAUGAAGCCACCAGAGUGGCAUUCCAAAGGGAUAAAAGGUGGAGAGUGGUGACGCUGCAGGGACAGAUCAUCGAGAUGUCAGGAACGAUGAGUGGGGGCGGGAAGGUCCUGAAGGGCAGGAUGGGAUCCUCUGUCGUCACGGAUGUCUCAGAAGAAGAGGUCAAUCAGAUGGAGGCCCAGCUGCAGAAGGAUUGUAAGAGAGCAAUGCAGUGUGAGGAGGAGAAAUCCCAGCUGGAAGAGGCCAUAAGGAAACUGCAGCAGGAGAUCCGGGAGAUGAGGAACACCUCGGAGAAGUACACGGCCAGUAUCCAGAGUUUUGCUGAGCAAGAAACUCAUCUAAAAAACCAAGUCAAGGAACUGGAAGCGAACGUCGUGGCUGCCGCUCCCGACAAAAACAAACAACAGCAACUGGAAAAAGCCCUGCAGGAUUAUCAGAAAGAUUAUGAGCAGCUGGCUGAGAAAGCCAAGGAAAUGGGAAAUAAAGUGAAAGAGCUGCAGAACCUCAUCAUGGAGACCACCAACCAUAAAGUGAAAGCCCAGCAAGACAGGAUUGACAAGAUUGACAAAGAAAUAGAUGAAUGUUCCUCAGCCAUCACCAAGGCCCAGGUGGCAGCCAGGACUGCAGACAGGAACCUGCAGAAAUCCGAGGAGGCCCUUCAGCGCACGCAGAAGGAGAUGGAGGAGAACGAGAAGGACAUCAAAAACCUGACAGCAGAGCUGAGCACGCUGGAGGACAAAGCCACGGAGGUGAUGAACGACUACAAGCAGGCUGAGGAAGCUUUGCCAGCAGUGCAGGAGGAGAAGAAGAAUUUGCUCCAGGAGAUUGAAAAGAUUCGGAACGAGGAACAUGAACUUCAGAGUGAAGCUCUGAACAUCAAACUGAAGAUUGAACAAGUUGACAGUCACAUCUCUGCCCACCAGGGAAAGGUUAAACACUGGCAAAAAGAGAUCUCCACGCUGUCCCUGCACUCCAUUGACAACAGACCCCCCGAGGAGCUGCCGGUGCUGGGGGAGGAGGAGCUGGAGGCGCUGCAGGACCCCAGCGUGGUCACCAAGAGGAUCGCGCUGCUCGAGGCCCAGAGGCACGAGAUGAAACCCAACCUGACGGCCAUUGCUGAGUACAGGAAGAAGGAGGACCUGUACCUGAAACACGUGGCAGAGCUGGACGACAUCACCACCGAGAGGGACAACUUCAGACAGGCCUUUGAAGAUCUCAGGAAGCAGAGGCUGAACGAGUUCAUGGCAGGGUUCAAUCUCAUCACAAACAAGCUCAAGGAGAACUACCAGAUGCUCACCUUGGGAGGGGAUGCUGAGCUGGAGCUUGUGGACAGUCUGGAUCCCUUCUCCGAGGGAAUCGUAUUCAGCGUUCGGCCUCCCAAGAAGAGCUGGAAGAAGAUCUUUAACCUGUCUGGGGGGGAGAAGACGCUGAGCUCUCUGGCUCUGGUAUUCGCGCUGCACCACUACAAACCCACCCCCCUGUACUUCAUGGACGAGAUCGACGCCGCCCUCGACUUCAAGAACGUCUCCAUCGUGGCCUUUUACAUCUACGAGCAAACCAAGAACGCCCAGUUCAUCAUCAUCUCCCUGCGGAACAACAUGUUUGAGAUCUCGGACAGGCUCAUCGGCAUCUACAAGACCAUGAACACCACGAAGAGCACGGCCACCAACCCCAAAGCCAUCUCCCUGAAGGGACUGGCUGAACUGGCUGCCCUGGAGGGGGGAGCCCAGAGCCAGGGGGGCCCGACUGCCCUCCCCUCUGCUGCUCUUUAGCUCUGUCUGAGCUGCUCCUGCUUUGGUUUGUACAUUUUGUUAAUAAAACCCCACCUCAAUAAA